Messenger RNA from Glarea lozoyensis ATCC 20868, 678 nucleotides. RefSeq lists its product as uncharacterized. The transcript has a single exon. The coding region runs from base 1 to 678 and encodes 225 amino acids. NCBI's taxonomy places the organism in Eukaryota, Fungi, Ascomycota, Leotiomycetes, Helotiales, Helotiaceae. The record is from RefSeq and is a predicted model, not a curated record.
AUGCCGGGAUCGGAUGAUUUAAUAAGAACGGAUUCUGGUCUGAUGGACGAAGUACUACAAACGCCUACAACACUAGUUUCAGCAGAGGCUUUUAUGUCGUUGCAUAGUAUGAUCCAACAGGACACUUCUAAUGGGACGUGUAUGACUCGGGUACAGAGGCGUGUACAGAAACUUGCCAAUGCCGGCCAGAAAGCUAUUGCCUACUGUGCCCUCCUCGAACAUAAAAAGCAGCUAUUAAAGAAAAUAAACAGCGAAGCCAAAGUUCGAAAAUCGACUAAGUCAAUUGUACUUGGGAAGGGCCAGGGGAAGGUAAUGAGCUAUGAGGAUAUCGUAGCAGCACGAGCCGCGCGUGCUGCGAAAGAUGUCGUUAAAGGCAAGGGAAAACGUGGCCGGAAGCGUAAAAGUGAUCAAGGUAAGCCUGAGCCUAAGCCAGAACUAGAGUUAGAGCUAAGUUUAGAGCCAGAACCAGGACUAGAAACAGAGCCAGAGCCAGAGCCAGAGCCAGAAAUGGUGCGUGCUGCGAAAAAGGUCAGAAAGAGCACAGGGAGACGUACCCCGAAGCGCACGAGUAUUGCAGAGGCGGAUCUGCCAGACCCAACGCCAGAGCCAGAGGCAGUAAAAUUGACUCGGGAUAUCCCCCCAGGGACGUGGAGCGCACCCGUUGCUAAGAUGUAUUAA